This is a messenger RNA of Triticum dicoccoides, 1620 nucleotides long. Its product is annotated as UBP1-associated proteins 1C-like. The transcript has 3 exons. NCBI's taxonomy places the organism in Eukaryota, Viridiplantae, Streptophyta, Magnoliopsida, Poales, Poaceae. Gene Ontology annotation, molecular function: zinc ion binding; nucleic acid binding. Bases 96 to 1316 code for a protein of 406 amino acids. The record is from RefSeq and is a predicted model, not a curated record.
GUCUCGGAGGAGGAACCAAACGCACGGGGACCAACGCGACAAGGCCAAGAAGUGGAAGCCGGCGUGCGGAGGAGAGAGAAACCCUUGCCCCAGCCAUGGAACUCGCCCGCCGAGCCGCUCAUCGGGCCGACGCCGGCGACAUCUACGGCAUUCCCACCCCUUCCCCUGAUGCGCAGACGACGAUACAAGAGCUCCGCCGGGAACUCUUGCACGAGGAAAUCCGCCAGCGAAUCAUUGUGGCCGAACUAGCCAAGCAGCAGGAGCUGGAGCCUGAAUUCCGGCGCCAACUCUUGUACAGUAAUGCUGGUGCCAGGUUCCGGCAGAUCACAAUUCCCCGCCAUGGCACAUCCCCUUUGCCGCAUAAUGAGCCACUGGACGUGCCCGUGUCACUUGCGAGACAGCCCGUUAAAGAUCGGAUUGAGGAAUGGUAUCGACCUCCAUGGUGCAGGCCAGCGAGCGAGGAUGAACCAGUCGUCAGGGCAAAGCGGCACAAACAGGCACUUUCUGGGGUGAAGAGGAAACGGAGUGCAGAAGCUCCAUCAUGGAUUUGCAGCGUCUGCGACGCGAAUUGCUACAAUGAAACAGAUUUACAGAAUCACUUAAGAGGCAGAAGGCACCAAAGGAACAUAGAAGCUCUGCAGGGAGAAGGCAAGGGAGCUGAAGCGAGGCUGCAUGAAAGGGAAGUGCCCCAGCCUGCGGACAAGAACCUGAAACCAGUGUCAACAUGGUUGUGCAGCAUCUGCGAUGCGAACUGCACAUCUCAAUCUGACCUUGAAAAUCACCUCCGAGGCAGAAGGCACCAAAAGAACAUAGAAGCUUUUCAGGGAGAAGGCAAGGGAAGUGAACCAAGGCUGCAUGAAAAGAAAAUGCCCCAGCUUGCGGAAAAUAACCAGAAACCAGUGUCAAGAUGGAUGUGCAGCAUCUGCAGUGCUAAAUGCAAAUCUCAAUCUGACCUCUCGAGUCACCUCCGAAGCAGAAGGCACCAAGAGAACAUAGAAGCUUUUCAGGGAGAAGGCAAGGGAAGUGAAGCAAGGCUGCAUGAAAAGAAAAUGCCCCAGCUUGCGGACAAUAACCAGACACCAGUGUCAAGAUGGAUGUGCAGCAUCUGCAGUGCUAACUGCAAAUCUCAAUCUGACCUCUCGAGUCACCUCCGAAGCAGAAGGCACCAAGAGAACAUAGAAGCUCUGCAGGGAGAUGGCAAGGGAACUGAAGCGUCAAGAUGGAUGUGCGAUAUCUUCAAUGCUAAGUGCACGUCUCAAUCUGAUUUCGAGAGUCACCUCCGAGGCAGAAGGCACCAAUCAAACUUGCAAGCCUGAGUUCUCAGUGCAUGCAAUUGAGAUGCCAAAACAUAAGUAAGCAUAUAAAGGAAUCGCAGAACUUAAGUAGGACGUCUUCUAUUUUGGGGCUAACUUAUACGCAAGUUGUUGGCCUGGGCUGGGUAGACUCAAUUCUCCCCCCGUCCCAUAUUAUUUGUCGCUUAAACGGAUGUAUCUAGCACUGAGAUAUGUCGAGAUACAUCUGUUUCAGUGACAACUAAUAUGGGACGGUGGGAGUAUAACUUAGCAACUGUUAGCCUGAGCUUGGUAGACUCAAUUCUACUCCCUCCGUUCCAAAAUAGAU